Tupaia belangeri chinensis (Chinese tree shrew) is the source of this 2445-nucleotide messenger RNA. It is a transcript of the gene TBC1D12, whose product is annotated as TBC1 domain family member 12. The transcript has 12 exons. Gene Ontology annotation, biological process: regulation of GTPase activity. Gene Ontology annotation, molecular function: GTPase activator activity; small GTPase binding. Lineage: Eukaryota; Metazoa; Chordata; Mammalia; Scandentia; Tupaiidae. The record is from RefSeq and is a predicted model, not a curated record. The coding region runs from base 354 to 1412 and encodes 352 amino acids.
AAAUCGGACUCGGCAAACAAAAUUGUGCUAAUGACUUUGCCAAAAUGAAGCUUACUAAGACAUUCCUACAUGCCAGAGAGUAAUGAAAUGCUUCAAUCCAAGGUUCCAAUUAAGCUCAAAAUAUGAGAUGGAUUUUACUUCUCCUAAGGCACAGAUUCUAGAAUAAAAUUUAGAGUCAGGAAUAUGAAGCACGAACAGGGAGGACCUAUAAACCACCACCUCAGUCUUCAAGGCGUAAGAAUUUUGAAUUUGAGCCGCUUUCUACCACUGCUCUGAUUCUUGAGGAUCGACCAUCAAAUCUUCCUGCUAAAUAUGUGGAAGAAGCUUUACGUCAUCGACAAGAGUAUGAUGAGAUGGUGGCUGAGGCUAAAAAACGAGAAAUUAAAGAAGCACAUAAAAGAAAAAGAAUAAUGAAAGAACGAUUUAAACAGGAAGAAAAUAUUGCAAAUGCAAUGGUAAUUUGGAUCAAUGAAAUACUCCCCAACUGGGAAGUAAUGCGUAGUACAAGAAGAGUUCGAGAAUUGUGGUGGCAGGGAUUGCCCCCUAGUGUUCGUGGGAAAGUUUGGAGUCUAGCUGUAGGAAAUGAACUAAAUAUCACUCCCGAACUUUAUGAAAUCUUUCUCUCAAGAGCAAAAGAACGGUGGAAAAGCUUCAGUGAAACAAGUUCAGAGAAUGAUACAGAAGGUGUUUCUGUUGCUGAUAGAGAGGCCAGUCUGGAAUUAAUUAAGUUGGACAUAUCCCGUACAUUUCCAUCUCUGUACAUCUUUCAGAAGGGUGGCCCAUAUCACGAUGUCUUACAUAGCAUCUUAGGGGCAUAUACAUGUUACAGACCUGAUGUUGGUUAUGUACAAGGGAUGUCCUUCAUUGCUGCAGUACUCAUUCUCAAUUUGGAAGAGGCAGAUGCCUUCAUUGCAUUUGCCAAUCUCCUGAAUAAGCCAUGCCAACUGGCCUUCUUCCGUGUGGAUCACAGCAUGAUGCUGAAGUAUUUUGCAACAUUUGAAGUAUUCUUUGAAGAAAAUCUCUCCAAAUUAUUUCUUCAUUUCAAGUCUUACAGUCUUACACCAGAUAUAUAUUUGAUAGACUGGAUCUUCACACUAUAUAGCAAAUCACUCCCGCUUGAUCUGGCCUGUCGAGUCUGGGAUGUAUUCUGCAGAGAUGGGGAGGAGUUUUUAUUUAGGACUGGAUUAGGAAUCCUCCGAUUAUAUGAAGAUAUUCUUCUACAGAUGGACUUUAUUCAUAUAGCACAGUUUCUCACUAAAUUGCCAGAAGAUAUCACAUCAGAAAAACUGUUCAGCUGCAUUGCAGCCAUUCAGAUGCAGAAUAGCACCAAAAAAUGGACUCAGGUCUUUGCAUCUGUAAUGAAGGAUAUUAAAGAAGGAGACAAGAACAAUAGUCCUGCUCUGAAAAGCUAAUCUUCAAAAUUAAGACUAAAUUUAAAGAAUGUUUUUUUGGAGAACAGUUUUUUGUUUCCUACAUAAAAAGCAUGGAAGAAAAUGUUGGAGAAAUAUGAAAGAAUCAAGAGGCGAAUACUGCUCAUUUUAAAGUUCAUGACUGAAAUAAAUAACUUAUUGACAGUAUUAAUGAAAAAUAUUUUAUAGGGAGAGCCAUUUUUCCAUGGAAAAAGUUGAAAUGGCUAGUUCAUACUCCAUAAUUUGGAGUGAACAAUUUAAUGCAAUAAAUUUUUAAAAUAAAUUUGGAGAUUUCAAAUUUUUACAUCUUUUAUUUUUUAAUAAUUAUCACAGAGGCACUUUGGGGUCAGAGUAGAAUUGUUAAAUAUUACUUUGACCUCCAAAAUAUUAUAAUACAGAUGAUAUCUCCAGUUUUGACCUUUGAAGAUGUUGUAGACCAAGAAUAAGCAACUUUAGUUAUAAAUCACUUGUCACUGAAGAUAUUGUUUAUUGUCAUUUACAGGUUAGGGCAGAUGUGGGUUAUCUGGUAACUACGUAUAUUGGGAGAUUGUUUAUUGUUUGUUUAAGUGUUUUCCACAGUAUCCUGUCUGUCAUGUCUAUUUGUUUUUGAAGGGAAAUUCUUUCUCUUCCUUAAGGAAUUCCUAUUACUCAAAAGAAUUUUAGCCUUUCUGUUUCUAGUCUAACUGUUCAUCUAGUAAUUUAGUAAAUAACUAGUAGAAAAAAGUUCUUUGCACUUUAGUGGACUAAAGACUUGACUUUGGGAGUAAGUCCAAAGAGAAAAAUGAAGUUUUUCACUGGUAGGAGUAAAAAGUAAUAAACCCUAAGAGUCUUAGAUAGUAUGCCACUUGGCAAGAUUUUAAGUUUUUUAGUUAAAAUUCCUCCACCAUCUAUGAAAACAAAAUUUGGUAAUUCCAGUUUGAAAUUUGAAAUCUUAAUAUAUGGCUAAGCCUAUGACUUCUAAAGCACUAUGCAUAAUUUUUACUAAUAAGUGGAAAUAGAGUAAAGGAGGUCAAAUUAAUUUUGUUUUAGUCUAACU